This is a messenger RNA of Dictyostelium discoideum AX4, 411 nucleotides long. RefSeq names its product 40S ribosomal protein S12 (gene rps12). Gene Ontology annotation, molecular function: structural constituent of ribosome. The record is from RefSeq and is a predicted model, not a curated record. The transcript has a single exon. Gene Ontology annotation, cellular component: ribosome. Gene Ontology annotation, biological process: translation. Lineage: Eukaryota; Evosea; Eumycetozoa; Dictyosteliales; Dictyosteliaceae. Bases 1 to 411 code for a protein of 136 amino acids.
AUGGAAGGAGAUGCCCCAGUUAUUGCCGCUAACCCAUUAGAAAAAAACACUGACCCAAUGGUUGCCCUCCAAAAGGUUAUCAAAGAAUCUUUAGCCGUCCAAGGUGUUGCUCGUGGUCUCCAUGAAACCGUCAAAGCCCUCGACAAACGUACUGCUCGUUUAUGUGUCUUAGCUUCAAACUGUGACGAACCAAACUUUGUUCGUUUAGUUAAAGCCCUCGCCACCGAACACAACAUCCCAUUAAUUGAAGUUCCAGAUAACAAAGCUUUAGGUGAAUGGGCUGGUCUCUGCAAAUUAGACAAAGAUCUUGCUGCUCGUAAAGUUGUUGCUUGUUCAACCUUAGUCAUCAAGACUUUCGGUAAAGAAUCUGACGAUUACAAAUUCUUAAUGGAAUACAUUUCAAAACAAUAA